Paracoccidioides lutzii Pb01 is the source of this 546-nucleotide messenger RNA. RefSeq lists its product as hypothetical. The transcript is spliced from 3 exons. The record is from RefSeq and is a predicted model, not a curated record. Bases 1 to 546 code for a protein of 181 amino acids.
AUGGCAUUUACCCUGACGGAUAUGAACAUCCUGAUGACCAAGCCAGAUCACUUCUAUGGCGCGCGUCCUGGACAGCUUGAGCGUCAAAUCCGCAAUGAACUUAGCGACCAUAUCAUUCCAUCAACACAGGAUGAUCUUCCAAUAGCACCAAACUUCUUCUUGGAAGCAAAAGGCCCUGAUGGAUCCUUGGCUGUGGCUACACGGCAGGCUUGUUAUGACAGCGAACUAGGAGCUCGGGUGAGAACCCCCACUGGGUCAAUUUAUCAUGGUGGUACACUCAAGCUAUACACAACCCAUCUCACCGAGUCUGAAGGGCCAGGCCGUCGCCCUGAGUAUAUUAUGACCCAGCUCAAGGGCUGGUCGAUGACCAGUGACCUGGAAACCUUUGGCAGGGAGCAUCUGCAUACCAAAACGCUCAGGACUGGGCAAAGGGAAAAAGGGACAAAUUUAUUAGGGCUGCAAAUGAAACACACUCAAAGGCUCAAUCUCAGCUUCUCCAUGCUACAUCUCAGUGCCAGAUGGCUUCCGAAGCAGCCCUUACCUUAG